CGUCGAGGUCCUCGUAGGAAUCGGUAGCCCGCAGGAAAACCGGCAGCAGCAGCAGCAGCGGCAACAGCAGGACGUUAUUGAGUCGCUUUCCCAUGGCGCUCAGGCGCUUUUCCUCGCGUCCAUUCUUCCCCGAGGUUUUCUCUUAUUGAAAGUUGAAAGUGCGAUCGUAGAAGUCAAAACGAGACGAUGAUGCGCGCACGGUUCCGAUUCGAAUCGGAAUCGGACGGGGAACGACAAAACGAUUAGGAAAUCCGAAGUUUUCGGAAUCCCACAAGGUCGCUGUGGCGGAGACCUGAGGGGGGAGCGAAGGCUUCGAGAAAUUCUGUGUAGUAGAGUUUAUUAAUUACACCACAUCUACAUCUUCUCCUACAAUGGGAUUUUUCAUAAAAUUUUCCCAUAAAAUAGAAACAUUCAGAAUUCGUUGACGCAAUUCUGAUACGAAAAAAACACACAAUCUGAGACAUUGUCAUCAAAACGAAAUCGAAAGUAGUGGGAACCGUAAUUGCUCUUAUGUAGACAAUGCAAAUAAUAAUUUAACGCAUUCGAAGUUCCCCAUUGUUGUCGGGUUACUUACCGUGCGAGGUGUAUCGCGCUCAUGUCGGAUUAAUUUUAAGGAAAAUGUUGUUCGAGUUAUUCUUGUGCUUUUACGUGCUCGAAGCGGCGCUAGCGCGGGAAGAACCAGUCAGGGAGCAGCACUUGGAACCCCGGCAUUUCAACCCCCAUCCCUACCGAAGCGGCAGAACGCGCCCCAAGACCGGCCCUGUAGUUUUUCCUUACGACGAGAGCGCCCCGGAAUUCGAUAAAAUCGAAUCGCUACCCCAACAAGUGCCCUACCAGAGGGUGGCCAAAAAAUACAAGAAGAAGAAAUUCGGAAGAUACGAUGUUUCGGAUGAAAAGAUUAAUCCUCGGCUCGAGCACGCCCUGGCCCAGCACGCGGCCAAAGUUCUCCAACUUCCUCCCGAAAACUUGGCUAGGGAUCAUGUACCAUUUGCUCGGGAUAUUCAGCCGCAACGGCGCAACUACGCCUUCAGCUACAAAGUCCUAGACCGGCAUUCCGGCGACGAUUUCUCCCAUUCCCAAGUCCAGGACGCCGCUGCCACUAACGGGGAAUACCGGGUUAAAUUACCCGAUGGCAGAUUACAAAUCGUAUCGUACACGGCCGAUCGAGAUGGCUACAAAGCCGACGUGAAGUACACACAAACCGAAGACAACAACAAUAAUCAAGAACCAGCUUAUCAUUUACCUGCAGCUCGAAACCACCAUCACCAAACGGACUACUACGAGGAACAGCAGCAGCAGCAGCAGCAGCAGCAGCAGCAGCAAGCGAACGCGGUGGAAGCGCCUUCGGUGAAGCUGCAUCACCGGAAAACCGGCUACAUCCUCGUCACUCCCAGUCCUGCAGGAUACACCGACGAUCGCGUUACCGCCGGCGCGAAUUUCCAGCUUCCUUUGCCUUUGAACGUGCAAAUUUACACUACGAAUGCCAGGGACUAUAUGGUAGGCAGUUAUAUACCGAUUUUAGGCGGUACCCAAGGCAGUCCUGUCGAGCAGGACUAUUAUAACCACAAUGUAAUAGCGCCGAGGAUAGUUAAUAACGCCGAACAGGGCAUCGUCCUGCCGGUUUCCACGCCAUCGUCCUUCGUCCUUGCCGAUCAAAACGGACAGGUUAUUGACAAUAUUAAAUUAGUUACAUCCACUGCUGUGCCGUUUGUGGUAUCGACCACUCCUGCUCCUUUCCUAUACAGAAGGAUUUAAUUUACAGCCGGUGCGAAACAAAUGUCAAUGCACUUCACCUAUAGUGAUGUGCAUUAAUAUUUAUUUUACACUAACAAUAUAUUAUUUGUGUUUGUGUUGAAAGUAUUUUUGUAUUUAUUGUAGCUUUUUGUAUUUUAAUAAAUGUUUAUAUUUUGGGAUAAUU
This is a messenger RNA of Phyllotreta striolata, 1918 nucleotides long. The record is from the annotation of a GenBank genome assembly. NCBI's taxonomy places the organism in Eukaryota, Metazoa, Arthropoda, Insecta, Coleoptera, Chrysomelidae.